GUAUCAAUUGAGGUAGGUAACCUUAGGUGGUCGAGCGCAGGGCUAACUAGGUACUGACGUCAGGAAAAAAAGGACGCCGUUCUCAACACCACACCACCACCACGGCCUUAAACAAGCUCUUCCACACCACGAGACCAGAGAGCUCAGCCCAGCAGCCCAACAGCACCACGUGGGCCCCACGCGCUUCACUUUUUCUUCCUAAAAUCUGCGGCGGUGAACGCGCCCAGCGCGGGCCCAAUAGCCCAACAACACAUCAUGGCCCGAGCUCACGAUCUACAAAACCCGUCCAUCAUGACGCGCCUGGAGACGCGACAUUUUCUCUCCCACAACAACAAUAACAACAGAAGCUUUUACAACCGAAUCACAAUGGCCACGGCCCACGCCCUCGGCCUCGGCCCCGGCGCUGCCGGCGCUGCUUACCGCGCAACGCAGCUCUUCAGUCUGAGCGCCCUGGCGCUCCUCGCGGGCUCAACGGCCUGGUCCACAUUGGCGGUGCUGCCGUCGCUGGUGGUCGCGCCCAUGUCGUCGCACGCCAAGCUGUCGGCGCUCAAGGGCAUCGUGCUGCUCUCCAAUGCGGCGCUGCCGCCCACGCUGCUCGGCACCAUCGCCAGUCUGGCAUUUUUGGCCCUGCGCGGCUCCCUUGCUCAUCGUAGCAACCACCUCAUUGCGCUGGGUGCGGCGGCUGCCGCGCUCGCGCUCCAGAUUCCCCUUCGUCCCCGCCUCCGUGCCAUUGUUGAGAUUGUGGACCGUGGGCAGAAGAGGAAGGAUGAUGGUCGCGACGCCAAUUGGCGCAUCAAGGAGGUGUGGCGAUAUGGGGUGGUGCGCAUGGUGCUUUGCGCCGUCGCGUUUGGGGUCGAAGCAUGGAUGCUGAUGCCCCAGGAGGGGAGGAUAUGAGACGGGGGGCGGCUUUUAGUCGUCUCUGUCUGGGAAGCGGGGAGGAGAGUAUCAACCUCAUGGUGUUGACCACUCUCAUGACCUCCCUGCCUACCGACCAUACCUCCACCGCCACCACCACCACCACGGCAACCCGCACCCUCAUUCCGGUGCUCCUCCCACCCGCGCAUUUGCGCACCUUUUUAACGCCCGUUUACGACGAAAUGAUUUAUGACCAAAACCAAAACACCAACCACCCCAUACCACACACACUCGUACCACCUCAACAACCCCAAGAACAAACUCGGGUUCUCCAUCUC
This is a messenger RNA of Aplosporella prunicola CBS 121167, 1193 nucleotides long. RefSeq lists its product as uncharacterized. The record is from RefSeq and is a predicted model, not a curated record. The coding region runs from base 256 to 894 and encodes 212 amino acids. The transcript has 2 exons. Lineage: Eukaryota; Fungi; Ascomycota; Dothideomycetes; Botryosphaeriales; Aplosporellaceae.